CUGAUCGGUAAACAUGACUUUAGAAUUUAUACACCUCACGACAUAUUAUCACUAUAUUUCUAAUUCGUUUUAGUCCACAUUUACUGGAUUACUUUUUCUCUGCUCUAUGGUCCGGUUUAUAUUGGAGGUGACUUUCUUCUACACUAACCAUGUCUUGGAAUUGUAUACAUGAAUGCAGAAUGGGUAGGGGUGGGACCAUGGGCACAUUCAGUCAAAUGGGCCCAAUGUUUUUACAUAUUCUUACUUGUGUGCCAACAAUUUGGUUUGGUUAAUAUUCAGAAAUUCGCUGACUCCAUGGAUCCUUGUAAACUGGAGGAAGAUGAGAGGUUUGAGCCUCCUCCUUCUCCUCCCAUCCCUGCAUUUAAUCUGUCUCACUUCGAUUUCUUGGAACCAGUUGGUAUGAAAGAUGACAUAUCCCCGUCCCAGAAAAAGCUAUCUAGUUUUUGGUGGAAAAAAUUGAAGUGGCAGUUGUAAUACUUUGGCUUCUUGGAGUUGUCUCAUGAUUCCAGUCCCCAGAUUUUGGACUUGGACAAAGCUUAGGAGAUAGGGACAAUUUUGAAGUUAUUUGUAAAGUUACACAAGUGAUACCCGAAAGCUUUUACAUUCUCCAAGCUAAAGCUUUGGAUAUUUUCGAGUUCAUUCAAGUGGAUUAUUUCAUCCUGAUUUUGUAUGUUUAAGAUGGGUUCUUAGGUACUCGACAGUCAAUCGUAACUUCGAUCCCGAGAUGGCAAUUCGUCUUAUGUUAUUCAUGAGUUAUCAUGACUGCAUUAUCUCUAGGCUAAAUAGAUGCAUGGGACAUGAUGUGGAAAAUUUUGAAUUGCACCCAUGUAAGCAGACACAACUCAAUAUUGUACAAAGGGUUGAUGCUUUCACCUGAAACCCCUAGUGGUCAAUACAUAAUAUACAUGCAUGAGACAAGAAAGAAUGUUAUUUUGUUUUCGACAUAAGGAUUGUGCAUGUGGUUGGUACCUUCAUUAUCUUCCUUUUUACAUAUGCUUGGAUUUUAUUAGUACAUUUUGUG
Molecule: messenger RNA, 1021 nt
Organism: Marchantia polymorpha subsp. ruderalis
Lineage: Eukaryota; Viridiplantae; Streptophyta; Marchantiopsida; Marchantiales; Marchantiaceae
Source: the annotation of a GenBank genome assembly